GGUAGUUUCUCAUUUGGUGGAUGAAGAUGAUGAUAGGAUUCGUGUGUCAUCAAAGAGGCACAUGUUGCAAAGUUGUCCGAAUAAACUUAAGAAACUGUCAAAUUAGCAAGAACAAGAGCGCAUCUAUCUCAAGACGUGGAUUCUUGGCUUUACUCCGACCGUCUCUGUUUUUGAUUUGGUGGUUUGUUAGAAAACCUGUGUCUGCUGAACCUUUGGUUUCAGACGCUGUAUGUAGUUUCUGUAACGGAAAGGGCCAAGUGGUGUGUGACAUGUGUGAAGGAACUGGAUUUUGGAAAGCAAUAACUCCCACUCGCAAUCAGUACUACAAAGGAGUCAGUUGUCCACAGUGUUCUGGUAGCGGUUAUUUGACCUGUCCAGUUUGCCUUGGAACAGGGUUAGGCGAAGUCAAGGGUUUGCUUCGACGCGAUAAAAAAUUGGGUUCCGGCAAAGGCCUCUUCGGUAUAGAGUAACCAGAUGAGAUUCCAAACUAUAAAAAAGUUAUACU
Messenger RNA from Galdieria sulphuraria, 505 nucleotides. RefSeq lists its product as uncharacterized. Bases 27 to 470 code for a protein of 147 amino acids. The record is from RefSeq and is a predicted model, not a curated record. The transcript has 2 exons. Lineage: Eukaryota; Rhodophyta; Bangiophyceae; Galdieriales; Galdieriaceae.